AUGGAAUCAUUUACUAGUAACGAUAUUAACAACCAAGAGCAACACUCUUCAUUUGAAUUAGAUCAGUAUUAUGAUAUGGAUACAUCGAUUUCUUAUCUAUCUAUCCAACAUUCUGAUAAUCAUAAUUUAUCUGAAGAAAAUCAUCUUUUUUCAAAUCAGUCUAAGAAAAAGCAUCAUAGUGGAUCUAACCUAGAUCUAGUCUGGAAUUAUUUUUCUAUUGGAAAAUAUUUAGAUGAUAUGCACUAUGGUGUAAUUUGUAAAUAUUGUGAGGUUGUUAAAGUUGAAAAAAAUACUGAUAAAGAGUUAGAAUCUGAAAUGAAUUUGAUAUUAA
Molecule: messenger RNA, 331 nt
Organism: Scutellospora calospora
Lineage: Eukaryota; Fungi; Glomeromycota; Glomeromycetes; Diversisporales; Gigasporaceae
Source: the annotation of a GenBank genome assembly